Vidua macroura (Pin-tailed whydah) is the source of this 567-nucleotide messenger RNA. Its product is annotated as basic salivary proline-rich protein 4-like. Bases 1 to 567 code for a protein of 188 amino acids. The record is from RefSeq and is a predicted model, not a curated record. NCBI's taxonomy places the organism in Eukaryota, Metazoa, Chordata, Aves, Passeriformes, Viduidae. The transcript has 2 exons.
AUGAAGGCAGAAUACAGCCUGCUAAACACAAAUAACACACAGGAGAAGGAAAGAUCAGGCAUGCGCACGCAGCACCGCGUCCGUGCCCGCGCCGCCAGCCUGGCGUGCGAGCGGGCAGCAGAACCCACGGCGGCCACCGCCCUCGGCCCCGAGUGCGCCACCGCGCACCUGCCCCGCGCCCCGCGCUGCUCCGGGCACCGGCCCUGCCCAGCCCCGGGCACACCUGCGGGGCCAGGGCCAGCACCGCGUGGCAUUGCCCGGGCGGGCGUGGGGACGCCUGGGAGACCGGGGGGAGACCCGGCUUGCCGUGGGGAGACUUGGCUUGCCCUGGGGAGAUCCCGGCGACCGCGGCAAUGCGUGGGAGGACGCAGCCGCCGCAGCGCGCCCCGCGGUUCGCCGCAGCCCCCGCACACAGUAGCUGCGCUCCGGCCGCCGCAGAUGGGCCCGGCACGCCGCGUCCCGGCCAUCACCCCGGAGGGCCGCGGCCCCCCACAGCGCAGCCCGCCCCGGGGCCGGCGGUCCCCGAGGGGAGCGGGCGGGGCCGCGCCUGCCACGGGCGCCAAUUAA